This is a messenger RNA of Parnassius mnemosyne (clouded apollo), 717 nucleotides long. Lineage: Eukaryota; Metazoa; Arthropoda; Insecta; Lepidoptera; Papilionidae. The record is from the annotation of a GenBank genome assembly.
AUGGAUAUUAUAAUAAGAGUUAAUAACCAAUCUGUGGGAAGAGACAAAUUAGCCAGGUUGGUCCAAUACACUAGUCGUCUGGUUUGGCAUCAACUUGAAACAAGAAAUGCGAAUAAAUAUUCCGUGGACAGAGUUAAAAGUUUAGAAAAUACUUUAAGCACUUUUAGAAAAGUCCUAAGAUUGGGAAGAUGUAUAGACAUUUUCUAUACAGCAUUGAAUAACAUACACAUUGAAGAUCCUUUCCUAAGAUUUACUGUAACAACAAGUAAAUUAGCACAUGCUCUGUAUCUGUAUGCAGACCACAUAGUGUGGCUAUCUAAAAGUGGAUUCUUAAAAUCAGAUUCAGAUGGUUGGAGUCAAACUGCCAACAGAUUUUGGCUAUUAUCAAUAAUUGCCAAUCUAGCUAGAGACUUCUAUGAAAUAUUACAUGUGCUGGAUCUAAAUAAAUCUAUGUUUCUAAAUCCAACUGAAUUAAUUAAUGUACAUGUGAGACAAUUUGAUUUAAAUUCGAGUUUUAAACAUCUUUAUGCAAUUUUAAGUUGUCAUAAAGACAUAUUUAUAGAUACUGUGAAAAAUUCUUGUGAUUUAUUCAUUCCUUUGACUGCUUUAGGGUACACGAAGUUAAGCCCUAGUGCAGUGGGAGCUUUAGGAGCUUUUUCAUCUUUAGCUGCUUUAAUUACUUUAAUUAAACCUAUCACAAAACUAGUUCCUGCUUAA